UGAGUCCGCAGGUAGUGGUUUCCUGCGGUUUGAGUCCGCAGGUAUACCUCGGAUAUGGAGGCUAGCUGGACCUCUACCCUCUACUGCGUCUUCCUGGCCUGCGGAGCCCUGGGGACCAUCUCGCUUGGAGUCGCCUAUCGCUUUGGCCUUCUCUACCAGCUCCUGCACCAGGUGGACAAAUCCAGUUCACGGUAUGGUGGGGAGAAUGUGGCAGCAGUGCUGAAAGCCCAUGGCAUUCGAUUCAUAUUUACAUUGGUGGGUGGACACAUUUCUCCACUGCUGGUGGCAGCUGAGAAGCUGGGCAUCCGGGUAGUAGAUACACGUCAGGAAGCCACGGCAGUGUUUGCUGCUGAUGCUGUGGCCCGGCUUUCAGGGACUGUGGGUGUUGCUGCAGUGACCGCUGGGCCUGGCCUUACUAACACAGUUACUGCUGUGAAGAAUGCCCAGAUGGCCCAGUCCCCUGUGCUGCUUCUGGGAGGGGCAGCCAGCACACUGCUGCAGGGCCGGGGGCCACUUCAGGGCAUCGACCAGAUGUCUCUGUUCCGACCACUCUGCAAGUUCUGUGCUUCUGUGCACCGGGUACGUGACAUCAUCCCUACUCUUCGGGCUGCUCUUGCUGCUGCCCAGUCUGGUACCCCAGGCCCUGUAUUUGUGGAGCUUCCCAUCGAUGUGCUCUACCCUUACUUCUUGGUGCAGAGGGAGGUGAUGCCCUCCAAGAGCAAACCCCCCAAGAGCCUCAUGGGAAAGCUUGUCUCCUGGUACCUGGAGAACCACUUGGCUAAUCUGUUUGCGGGGGCCUGGGAGCCACAACCUGAGGGCCCCCUUCCCCUGAAUAUUCCUCAGGCCUCUUCCCAGCAGGUUCAGCGCUGUGUGGAACUUGUGAGUCGAGCCAAGAAGCCCCUCUUGUUGCUGGGAAGCCAGGCCUUGCUGCCCCCCACCCCAGCUGAGAGCCUCCGAGCUGCAGUGGAGUCUCUGGGUAUCCCUUGCUUCCUGGGAGGGAUGUCAAGGGGACUUUUGGGCCGGGACAGCCCCAUUCACAUCAGGCAAAACCGCCGUGAUGCACUGAAGGAGGCUGAUGUUGUCAUCUUAGCAGGUGCUGUGUGUGAUUUCCGUCUGUCCUAUGGCCGUGUCUUGAGUCAUAGAAGCAAAAUUAUUGCUAUCAAUCGUGAUCAAGAACAGUUGUUGCUCAACUCUGACCUCUUCUGGAAACCUCAGGAAGCAGUGCAAGGGGAUGUAGGCUCCUUUCUGCUAAGGUUGUCUGAGGGCCUCCGGGGACAGACAUGGAACCAAGACUGGAUUGAGCAGCUUCGAAAAACUGACCUGCAGAAGGAACAGACCAAUCG
Messenger RNA from Gracilinanus agilis (Agile Gracile Mouse Opossum), 1343 nucleotides. RefSeq names its product ilvB acetolactate synthase like (gene ILVBL). The annotation marks the transcript as partial. Gene Ontology annotation, cellular component: acetolactate synthase complex. Gene Ontology annotation, biological process: L-valine biosynthetic process. Lineage: Eukaryota; Metazoa; Chordata; Mammalia; Didelphimorphia; Didelphidae. The transcript has 10 exons. Gene Ontology annotation, molecular function: thiamine pyrophosphate binding; magnesium ion binding; flavin adenine dinucleotide binding. The record is from RefSeq and is a predicted model, not a curated record.